CUGGCUCAUGGUGGCGAUCAUAGCCGGUGGAGGAGGACUUGUUCUGAUGCUGAUUAUCACUGUCAUUGUUUGCUGCUGCCGGGCCAGACGGAAAAAAACCAUGAGAGUUAAGGACGAGGAGGAGCUUCGUUUGGGGUGGUCCAAACCUGAACAAGAACAUCAUCAUCAUCAUCAUCAUCAUGGUCAACAUAAUCAUCCUCCAGGUCAUAAUCACGCUCAUCAUCACCAUCAGCAGCCAGCUGGGCAUACUGGUCCUCGCCAACCUCGCUCCAAACAGCAUCGUGAGCUGCGUGGAAAACUCCCCGAGCCGCCAAACGGCCAACCUCAGCCCAGCCCGAGAAGACCUGCACAGGCCCCCAGACCAGUCAAUAACGUUGAUGAAGAGCAGCCUCCUCCUCUGCCUCAGCCCAGGAAGAAAGCUCCCAAAACGCCAAGAGUGUGACACCACGUGAGCGUUGAAGUUUAGAGAAGAAAAACAGUCCUCCUCAGCUCUACUUAAUUAUUUGCUUUUAUAUCUCUCCUUUGUCCUUCUCUACUGAAGAAGAUUCAUUCUUCCAAAUUCAUACAGGGGGAGCAAUGAGGCUCCUCUGUUGCUUGAUGUUAUGGAUUGUACAUAAAUUGGUAUAAACACAUUUUUACUAACUCCAAUUUUUUUAUUACACUGUUUAUUCAAACUAAAAAUACAAAUUAAAAGAUGCUUGUGAAAACUAGGGUUGGGUAUGGGUCAGGUAUCGACCAAAAUAAAUUGAUUCCAAGUAGUAUCAAAAUGUCUCCCAUCAAACGAUACCUGUAAUCCAUCC
Molecule: messenger RNA, 800 nt
Organism: Scomber japonicus (chub mackerel)
Lineage: Eukaryota; Metazoa; Chordata; Actinopteri; Scombriformes; Scombridae
Exons: 4
Coding region: 8-442 (144 amino acids)
Source: RefSeq, a predicted model, not a curated record